This is a messenger RNA of Spodoptera frugiperda (fall armyworm), 2158 nucleotides long. Its product is annotated as peroxisomal membrane protein 11C-like. Lineage: Eukaryota; Metazoa; Arthropoda; Insecta; Lepidoptera; Noctuidae. The transcript is spliced from 4 exons. The record is from RefSeq and is a predicted model, not a curated record. Gene Ontology annotation, cellular component: peroxisomal membrane. The coding region runs from base 248 to 943 and encodes 231 amino acids. Gene Ontology annotation, biological process: peroxisome fission.
UCUUUGACAGGCUAGUGGACAGUUGGACGCUUUCGAAAACGAAGUGGGACUCGAGUCUCAAGGUUGCGAAACGCUAACAAUCUAAUAGAUUGGAGAAAUGUAAUAGUUAUCAACCGUAAAUGUACUCAGGCGCACGCUUCCGCGAGUUUUGUGAUAGUGCGCGAAUUCGGACUGGCCAUUCCGUUAGAUAAUAAAUCAGUUUCAUACAAUCUUGAGAUUUUGAUAAAAACAGUGAAGUUUUAGUGAAAUGUCUUCGAUAGUGGACGAUAUUUGUGAUCUUUUGGACAGCUACAAUGGGAGAGACAAGGUGGUCCGUCUAGCUUGUUAUGCAUGCAAACUGUAUGGAUGUGUUCAAGAUGAGAAGCCGUGGCAGUCAGCCGGCUCUCGGUUGUCCAAUGCCAGGAUGAUGCUGCGACUCUUCGAUGAUAUCCCCAUGAUCAGGCACACAUACAACUAUGGUUUAGGACGACAUGAAACUACAAGAGCAGCAGCAAUACUAGGAGUAGUAGCCAACAUGGUGGACCAGGCAUUCUUACCGGUGGAGAAGGCAUGCUGGCUGUAUGAUGUGGGCGUCCUCAAGCUGUCAGACGACACUGCUUACAAACUAGAGACUGUCAGCACAAUGCUGUGGGCUGCUAGUCUGCUUAUAUCACUUAUACAAACAUCAAGCUCAAUAAGAAAACUAUGGUGGAGUCGUGAUUGUUUACAAAAAGCAUCAGAAAAUGGUGGAGCCGAUGCCAAGAAACACCUAGACGUCAGACUUAUAUUAGAAAGCAUAGUAGCAGGAAAACUAUGCCUGGACAUCACCCACGCUAUCAGCUGCCUGCCCGAGGGUUGGCUUUGGGGAGAAAAGAUUGGAUCAACGAAAGUAGCGGCCAUAGCAACCACAUCAUCAGUCAUAGGUAUUGCCAUGUACUUCGCGAAGAAACGAUUAUUGAAAUAAAUAAAAUUAUUAUAGAUAUAUUUGACAUCGAAAAUGUGACUAUUAUACUUCCAAUUGCUAGUAACGUCUUUAUUACGCGGUUAAUAAAGGCGAUUUUCGACUAACAUGCAGUUGGUCGAUGUAACUAGUUAGGUAUUUCAUAUACCGGUUGGCAGGUACAACCUAUUUGUGAAUACUGUAUAUUUUGCCUUUGUAUUCAUUUUAUUUAGUUUACAAGAGACUGUUGUAAAGAUACCUGAAUGUAUUGGUAACAAACAUGUGUGUUACAUAGAAAUACUAAUUUUCCUAUAUGUAGGUACCUAAAUACACUUUGAUGUUACAAAUGAAAAAUUCCCAAAUGAUUAGUAUUCUUAUUAGAAAAUAAAAAGCAUUACCUAUCAAAAUGGCGACAAUCAAUAAAUCUUGCCAACUUGCCAAUAAAUUGCGGAAAGUUGAUAACAUCAAACAACAAAAAAUAAUACGCAGAUUACUUUAAAUAACAAAACGUCAAUUAGUGCCAAAUAUUCAAUUUCCGGGUUGUAUAAGUUUGUGGGGCUUUGUAUUUGCACUGCUCAAAUAGAAUAAAUUAUAGGUAGUUUAAUAUUAACUAUAUUUACUUAAGGUAAGCGUCCACAGACCCGCAUCGUACGCAUCGCACGCAUCGGACGGAUCGCAUCAAACGGAUUAAUUUUUAGUCCGAUUCGUGCGAUGUGGGAUUGUGGACGCUGAUCUUUACACUGCAUAACUAAUUCACGAAUAUAUUUAAAUAGCUACACACGCAAUGUUGUUGAAAUCAAAUUUUGUUGUGAAUAACUCUGUACAAAUAAGCUAUGACAACGUAAAAAGUGUAAUGAAAAAAUGCAUUUAAAUAUGUAGAGAGGGAAUCCCGCUAUCUCAUUCGAACAUGUUACUUUAAUGGCGAUGUCGUCAUUUUUAUCGUGCAUUAUGUUGAAUGACUUGUUUCAAUAUAAUCUAUUGAGGGCCUUCUUUACAAUAUCUGACUAAGUUGUCUAUAGCCACGCCCCUUUGUACCAGAUAAUAUGCAACGUAAUAAACACGUUAAAUUAUCCAUUAGUCAAACUAAAAGAAACUUAAUUAAACAUUUAAUUAAAUUCCGUUCCAAUGUUGUUUAGACUUCUACUUAAGUACCAACUUUUUUAGCUGUAGCUAAUCCGUUUAUGUACAUUUCAUAGUUCAUAAUGUUAGAUAGAUAUAAAAAUAUACAACUUUAACUGA